This is a messenger RNA of Amborella trichopoda, 1939 nucleotides long. NCBI's taxonomy places the organism in Eukaryota, Viridiplantae, Streptophyta, Magnoliopsida, Amborellales, Amborellaceae. The record is from RefSeq and is a predicted model, not a curated record.
AGUGUAAGCAUGUGGAAACUCAAUCAUUGUAGAGAGAGAAAGUAGGUUUUCAUGCAGUACAGAGAGAGUUCAGAGAAAGUAUUUAGAGAGAAAGAAACAGCUUUUGGGUCUGAAAGGGUAAGAUUUUCAGAUUUGAAUUUUGUUUGAGUUGGAAGUGGAACAUAUAACUUCGCCUGUGGUGGAGAGAGAAAAGAUAGUGUUCCAGCAGUAAAGAGAGAAAACAAAGUUUUCGAGGAGAGAGAAAACGAAGUUUUCAAGGAGAGAAGUUUCCAGGUUUGCAUUCUUGGGAGAGAGAGAAUUUAGUUUGAGUUUUCCAAAUCUAGAGAGAGAAAGUUGUCAAUGGGUGAAUCUGGAGCAGUCCCUCAUGUCCUAAUAUUUCCUUUCCCAGCUCAGGGCCACAUAAACAGCAUGCUCAAAUUAGCCGAGCUCUUUGUUUCUCUCACUAACUUCCACGUCACCUUCCUAAACUCGGAACACAACCACAAGAGACUCGGUCUGCGAGCCGAUUCGUUAUUGGAAAGGGUCCAUUUCGAGGCAAUAACCGACGGUUUACCCGAGUGCCACCCGCGCUCGGCCGACCGGAUCAUGGACCUAUUCGACUCGCUCAAAGCUCGAACAAAACCGAUUUUCAGGGAGAUGUUGAGAGAGAAAGCGAAAAGGGGCGAGCCACCAGUGACCUGUGUGAUAGGUGAUGCGAUACUGUCUUUUAUUUUGGAGAUUGGAGAAGAGGUUGGGGUGCCGGUUAUUGCUUUUAGGACUGUGAGUGCGUGUUCUUUGUGGGCUUACUUCUCUAUCCCUUGGCUUAUCGACGCUCGAGUUCUUCCCAUCCCCGAGGGUGCUGACAUGGACCAGACAGUAACUUGUGUACCAGGAAUGGAGGGUUUGCUCCGGCUACGGGACCUCCCAAGCUUCUGUCGAGAGCGGGACAUCUCGAACCCGGGCCUCCAACUCGUACAGAACGAGACUCGCCACACAGUCAAGGCUAGAACCCUCAUCUUGAACACAUUUGAGGCUCUUGAGGGCCAAACACUCAACCAAAUCCGCAAGCAUUGCAAAACGGUCCGAGCCAUUGGGCCACUACACGCGCUACUCCGUGCCCAAGGCCCCAAAGCACCACCACUUUUUCCCUCCAUGAGCCUAUGGCUCGAGGAUAGAUCAUGUCUCACGUGGCUCGACUCCCAGGCCCCUGGCUCCGUCCUGUACGUGAGCUUCGGCAGCUAUACUGUAAUCUCCCGCCGUCAGUUAACAGAAUUCUGUUAUGGAAUUGUUAAUAGUGGGAAGCCUUUCUUGUGGGUUAUACGUCCCGACCUUUUGGAUGGAGAGGAGGCGGUGCUGCCCGAGGAACUCGCAUUGCAGGCAGAGGCACAAGGAAGGUUCGUGAAAUGGGCCCCUCAGGAGGAGGUGCUCCACCAUCCUGCGGUGGUUGGAUUCUUGACUCACAGCGGAUGGAAUUCGACUCUGGAGAGCCUGGAGGCCGGAGUUCCCAUGCUAUGUUGGUCCUUCUUCGCAGAUCAACAGGUUAACAGCCGGUUUGUGGAGGGUGUGUGGGGGGUUGGGUUGGACAUGAAGGAUGUGUGUGAUAGGGUGGUCGUAGAGCAUAAGGUAAGAGAGCUUGUCGAGAACGAGGGGCCGAGGCGCGCCGCACGUGCUAUGGCGGAGCGGGUGAGAGAAAGUGUGAACCCUGGGGGCUCUUCUUUCAUGGAGUUUGAGGAGUUGAUUGAUGAUAUAAGGUCAAUGAGAGCUUGUACCCUCUAGGCACCUGAGUGAUACACAUGAGACUGGAAUUGCAGGAAUUUGUUUUGGUGUUGUGCUUUAAUUCUUUAAAAAUGUUAGGGAAGGUAGGAAAAUUUGAUAAAUAUGGUACCAGAAAUUUUGAAAUUAUUCUGUGUAGUUUUGAUAUGUUUUAGUGGUAUUUAAAUUAUUGAAAAGUUACUUUUGA